AUGGCUGGCCUUGUAAAAUACGUCGAUAUAUCAGCGGUACGUUUUCCGUUAUAAGAGCGAAUAAUUUAAUUGUUAUAAGCACCGAGAGGUUUCUUUCAACCCGUGAUGUUCCUAAAACGUUCAGUGGUUCCACUGUCCGUAAAUUAGUGUAUACAGCGUGGCUUUCAGGUUUUUUUAUGGGGUUGUUUCCAGCAGCAACAACAAAUGGUGUAAGAUACGAUAUUAAUGCUACACAUUACACAAUGGUCUGUAAACCCGAUACCAGUUAUCUACCCAACAGAGUAAUUGUAGUAGGCUUUGUACUGAUACAGGUCGUCAUACCAAGCAUUGCUUUGAUUUGUAUGAACAUCAUCAUAGCCAGAAGAAUAUGGAAAGGAAGUAAAAGAAGGAUCGAUAUACAACGAGAUAACGCCAUUAAGGCGAGGAUGAGAUCACACCAAAUCAAAAAAACUAGUUUAAUUAUAAUUGUCACCAUAGCUUCCGUUCUUCCUUAUUCGACAAUACUGUAUUACACAGCCUUUGUUGCGGUAGCUGAAGCAUCGCUAGAUUUCCAGGAAGAUUUUGUGAUAAGACAUUUUAGUCGGGCGCUAGUUUUUUCCGUCAGUGCUACAAACUUCAUCAUAUAUCUGGUUCAGAUGAAGGAUUUCCGUGUAUUUUUACUGAAACAUUUGAGAUGCUCAAAUUAAUCCUAAUGUAGAAUAGCCGGGGAGCACAUAGUUACCGCGCCGGCGACUUACCCUGUCAGCGGCGAGGUAAAGACAUAGUAUUAAACUGAUGAAAAGUUUUAAUUUACAACUUUCAGUGNGAAAGUCGGAAACGGGAACUGACCAGAAAACGGCUUGACUAACUUCAAAUGGCGUUUUCCGACAAAAGGGCCAGGGGCACAUUGGUUAAAUUGACUUAAAUUAUGAUAUUCGAUGACACCAUAAACCUAAAAUUUUUAGAAAUUCAUUUUUAUUUCUAAUUUUACUUGCAGAUGGAACCUGCUUCGCAACUUUUGUCCAACCCGAAUUCCACUGAUAAUCAGUCCUCCGUUACCAACAGCACAGCUGUAGCCAUUACUUCUUUAGGUUACGUGUUCGCGCCAGCAGAUUUCAGCAUAAAACUCGUUUUUGUUGUACUGUUUGCAAUUUUUGGAGUCAUCGGAUUGGUGGGCAACAUCCUAAUUCUUUAUUUUCUUUCCAAGAAAAAGUCAGUUCCUUUCCUGCAGUCUUCUCCUUUCCUAAGAAACUUCAAUCUUUACAUGAAGAGUUUAGCUCUUUCAGAGAUACUCGUAACUUCCAUUGGAGGUGUUUUAAUUUGUAUAGAACUAAUGUACGAUGUAUUCCAAAAUGGCUGGCCUUGUAAAAUACGUCGAUAUAUCAGCGGUACGUUUUCCGUUAUAAGAGCGAAUAAUUUAAUUGUUAUAAGCACUGAGAGGUUUCUUUCAACCCGUGAUGUUCCUAAAACGUUCAGUGGUUCCAAUGUCCGUAAAUUAGUGUAUACAGCGUGGCUUUCAGGUUUUUUUAUGGGGUUGUUUCCAGCAGCAACAACAAAUGGUGUAAGAUACGAUAUUAAUGCUACACAUUACACAAUGGUCUGUAAACCCGAUACCAGUUAUCUACCCAACAGAGUAAUUGUAGUAGGCUUUGUACUGAUACAGGUCGUCAUACCAAGCAUUGCUUUGAUUUGUAUGAACAUCAUCAUAGCCAGAAGAAUAUGGAAAGGAAGUAAAAGAAGGAUCGAUAUACAACGAGAUAACGCCAUUAAGGCGAGGAUGAGAUCACACCAAAUCAAAAAAACUAGUUUAAUUAUAAUUGUCACCAUAGCUUCCGUUCUUCCUUAUUCGACAAUACUGUAUUACACAGCCUUUGUUGCGGUAGCUGAAGCAUCGCUAGAUUUCCAGGAAGAUUUUGUGAUAAGACAUUUUAGUCGGGCGCUAGUUUUUUCCGUCAGUGCUACAAACUUCAUCAUAUAUCUGGUUCAGAUGAAGGAUUUCCGUGUAUUUUUACUGAAACAUUUGAGAUGCUCAAAUUAA
Porites evermanni is the source of this 2017-nucleotide messenger RNA. NCBI's taxonomy places the organism in Eukaryota, Metazoa, Cnidaria, Anthozoa, Scleractinia, Poritidae. The record is from the annotation of a GenBank genome assembly.